AAGUCUCAUGUUUUGGUUUCUUUAAAUGCAAUUAUUUGCAUUUAACACUCAUAAGUCACUUAGAUUUUAAAACGUCAACAUACCAGACGCUCUUCGUCUAUAUUUCUAAGAUAAACGGCAACAAUUUCCGCGCCGAGACCUCCAUGCGGCUGUUGACGGAACAGCCAGCCGCCUUUCUGGUUAGCCAUCAGGGAUCUCAGUUUAAUAUCACACCGUAUGGACUCGCCCUCUCUCGCCUGACUGCUAGAACCGUCAACGCCAACCUGCAUAAACCCGCCUUCUGUUCUGCUUAUGGUGUUGGAACUGACUGGUUAGUUUACGCACACUGGCUUACUUUUUAAGCCCAUUUGUUGGUAAGCACACAGUGCGCCAAAGGACCUUGUCACGGUAGGUAUCCUCACAGACUCGCUAUGCCUAGAAUGGCGGCUCUAGAACCGUCGUUGUGCCAGUGAACCAGUCACGGUCUCGGGUGUAACAUUUUUUUCCAACCGAGCAGUGAAAACUGCUUACUAAAAUGCAGUGGGAUGCAACAAAAUAAGUGACGAAGGAUUUCUAAUAUUUUAACAUUGACGCUGUAGCAUUAACGAUACGGAAUAUACAUUAUUUUCAGUUGUCUUGAUUUCUUCGGUGCUCACCCCCAAUCGAGGACCCUGGCUGCUUCGCAAGCCAGCUACAAGCCUUGUCCGUUUGUGUAGCUAGCUACAUUGCUAGCUACCGUGGUACAAAAAAAUAAAAGUACUGAAGCGACCGGGUUUUCAAUCUUGAUAAAAUACCGCACAGAUGAAUGGGGAAAUGGAACCGUCCAUCAAAGAUAUAGUAUGGCCUCAGGAUGAUCUGCUUAAACUGUUGGAGGUCAUGAAAGUGAACCUCCCUCAGAAAGACCUGACUAAGUAUAAAACAUCAGAGUCACAUCUUGAUUGGGAAAAGGUAGCCUUUAACUCCUACACAGCAGAGAUGUGUAAACAGAAAUGGCUGGAGGUCUCCAAGGAGAUUCGUAAGUUUCGUACAUUAACAGAGCUGAUUUUUGACGCCCAAGACUACAUUAAGAAUCCCUACAAAGGCAAGAAGCUCAAGAAGCAUCCAGACUUUCCAAAAAAGCCCUUAACCCCAUACUUCCGGUUCUUUAUGGAAAAGAGAGCAAAGUAUGCCAAGCUGCACCCUGAGAUGAGCAACUUGGACCUCACCAAGAUUCUCUCCAAGAAGUACAGAGAGCUUCCAGAAAAGAAGAAGAAAAAGUACGUAGAAGACUUCCUGAGAGACAAGGAAACAUUUGUGCAAAGCAUGCUGAAGUUCAGGGAGCUUCACCCAGACCUGAUGGAGAGCAUGACGAAGAAAGGUUCCAACGUGCCAGAGAAGCCUAGAACACCUCAGCAGUUGUGGUAUAACCAUGAGAAGAAGGCACUCCUCAAAACACACCCAGAUGCGACCACCAAAGACAUUAAAGAUAGUCUUGGGAAACAGUGGACGCAGCUGUCUGACAAAAAGAGACUUAAGUGGAUCGGAAAGUCUCUGGAACUGCUGAAACUGUAUGAGGAGACAAUGCGGGAGUACAUUCAACAGCACCCAGAGCUGAACAUGACCCAGGAGAACAUUGUGAAGUCGACCCUGACAAAGGCUGAGAGACAUCUGAAAGACAAGUCUGAUGGCAGGCCGGACAAACCCCCUCCGAACGGUUACUCCAUGUUCUGUGCAGAGUUGAUGUCUAGCAUGAAGGACGUACCAAGCACAGAGCGCAUGGUCAUGUGCAGCCAACAGUGGAAGCUGCUCAAGCAAGCUGAAAAAGAUGGAUACCAGAAACGCUGUGAGCAGAGGAAGAAAGAAUACGAAAUUGAGAUGAACCGAUUUCUUUGUAGUUUGUCAGAGGAGGAACAGCAGCGCGUCUUGGGCGAGCAAAAGAUGUUAGGCUUUAAAAAAGGCAAUGGAGCUAACAGUCCUGCCGCCAAAAAGAAGAAUUCUAAAGCAAAGGCCAGCCCAGAGAAGCCCAAAAGGCCCAUCUCAGCUAUGUUCAUCUUCUCGGAAGAAAAACGUCCUAAACUGCAGCAGGAGAGACCUGACCUGUCUGAGAGUGAGCUCACCAGGCUGCUGGCACGCAUGUGGAAUGACCUCUCAGAUAAGAAAAAGGAGAAGUUUAAGCGGCUUGAGACUGUUCUGAAAGCCGAGUCCGAGAAGAAAGGAAAACAGGAUCGUAACCAGCUCCCAGACACCCCCAAAACAGCUCAGGACAUCUGGCAACAGAGCGUCAUAGGAGACUACCUGGCCAGAUUCAAGAACGACCGACCGAAGGCCCAAAAGGCCAUGGAAGCAACGUGGAACACCAUGGAGAAGAAGGAGAAGAUUGUCUGGAUCAAGAAGGCAGCAGAGGACCAGAAAAGAUACGAUAGGGAACUGAGUGACAUGCGCUCACCUGCCACCAUCAUCGCCUCAGGGAAGAAGAUGAAGUUUGAGGGCGAGCCCAAGAAACCACCAUCAAAUGGCUAUCAGAAGUUCUCACAGGAAAUGCUGUCCAAUGGCGAGCUGAACCAUCUUCCAAUGAAGGAGCGGAUGGCUGAGAUCGGCGGCCGCUGGCAGAGGCAGACCCAGAAGGAGAAGGACCGCUACAAGAAGAUUGCUGAGGAGAAGCAGAGGCAGUACAAAGUCCUGCUGGAACAGUGGCUAGCGAGUAUUUCUCCUCAAGAGAGAGCUACUUACAAGGAAUACAACUCGCAAAAAAGAAAGAGCACAGCAAAACCAGGAGGCACUAAUGCCAAAGUUCCAGCCAAGGCAGUAAAAAAAAUAGAAUCGGAGGAUGAAGAUGAUGAUGAUGAUGAUGAUGACGACGAGGAGGAGGAAGAGAAGGCCUCUUCCGAGGCAGAUUCCUCCAGUGGAGACAACAGUGAAGAGGAGGACGACGACGACGAUGAUGAUAACGAGGAGGAGGAGGCGGAAGACAAGGAGAACAAGUCUGAGAGCAGUAGCAGCGAGUCGAGCUCUGCUGAGACGUCGGACUCUGAUUCAGACUAAUAAGGGUCGGUUCUGACCUGAUAGACUGAACAGCGCUGAGCUGAGCCAAGAGUCUAGGGAGCUCUGCCACUGUGCCGACCCUGCUGUCCUCCCGCCACCAGAGAGCGCUCAUGCACCCCCACCUCCAUCUCACACAAGCCCCUCAUUUCUCCUGUAGUGGUUAACUGUUCAUUCAGGGGGAUACCCUGCUCUUUAAGGCCCUCUGUCCAUUAUCUCAUUCACUUCUAACCGGUUCCAUUGCCCAUCUGGUCUUAGGCUACCCUAGGUUGAGCCUCUGGCUUUAUGAUAGGGCAGUUGGGUAUAUUUGGAUAGUUUUAAGUUGCAUGGGUGCAAAUAUUUGAAAUGGUUGUCUGUUUUUUUGGUUGGUAAUUUAAAUUUGGCCCCAGAACCCACAUUUUUAUGUGAAUCCUGACUGAUCUAGUGUGAGGUUUCUCGACCACUCAUUGGAGUAGGGGUGUUGUAAAGAGGCUUCACAAAGCCAAAGAACCUAUGUUUUCUGGUGGAUUAGUUUGGGGUGGGAGGUAGCUAGCAGGUGACCAAAUAAUUGCACUCUUGAGAAUGUUUUUUUUUUUUUUCUCUCUUUUCAAUUCUUCUUUGGCGCCUCUGCUUUGUUUCUGCUAAAAAUGUUGAUGUGAUUUUUAUUGUUUGGUUCUUACAGAGGUGGUAACUUCAGGAAAAAUUUAAGCCAUUAUGAAUGUCUUUUUGUUGCUGGAAAAUCAGAGAUGUAACAAUUAGCUAACAGUUUGAGUGGGGUUAGGUGCAUUUUU
This is a messenger RNA of Hypomesus transpacificus, 3767 nucleotides long. RefSeq names its product upstream binding transcription factor (gene ubtf). Bases 781 to 3000 code for a protein of 739 amino acids. The record is from RefSeq and is a predicted model, not a curated record. The transcript has 21 exons. Lineage: Eukaryota; Metazoa; Chordata; Actinopteri; Osmeriformes; Osmeridae.